Messenger RNA from Mesorhabditis spiculigera, 1899 nucleotides. The record is from the annotation of a GenBank genome assembly. NCBI's taxonomy places the organism in Eukaryota, Metazoa, Nematoda, Chromadorea, Rhabditida, Rhabditidae.
AUGUACCGACUAUUGGCCGGGCUGGCCUUGGCUACAUUGGCCGCUGCUGCUCCAUCUAAUCAGAGGGUUGUUGUGGAAAAUGGAGCGAUAUGCGAGGGAAAAGCCUCCGCUUUCUUCGUCGUCGACAAUACAAUGAUGACAGCUGGAGAUAAUGUGAUCUACAAGGAUUUCAGCGAGGAGGAAUGCCUUAGCACUUGCUCAACGAAUCGGGAUCCCUUUGGAAGAUCGAUUCUUUGCUCGUCUUUCGUCUACGAUCAUGUUGCCUUUACCUGCACAAUUUACAAAGACAAGAGCAAGCCAGAAGGAAAUGGUGAAAAGACGGCUGUUCAGGGAAAACGCUACUUCGAGAAGUUCUGCCUGUCUUCCGACUUGCCGAUGGAGUGUGCCGAUGGGCGAUUCAUCCGCUCCGACGACUCGGUGCUGGUUGGAUUUGCCACGAAUGUCUCGUUGAGCGAGACGCUAGAGGAUUGUGUGGCGACUUGUGUCCGGGAUAAGGGAUGUUUGUCCGCCAUGUACUUCUACGAGGAGGGCGAGUGCAUCACGAACACUGAAUCGGCACAGACCCGCCCUGCCGCCUUUACCAAGGAAGACACCGAGAAGGUUCUGUACUUCUCCAACGGAUGCCUGGCUAAGAAGUCCUCCAACGCCAAGACGUUCAAGACUCCGACCGCUAAUACAGAGCUUGUCACCGAUGCCCCGAAGCCAACUACCACCACAAAGUCGCAUGCUGAGGAUUAUGACAGGUCGUCCGCGGCGCCCGAGGGUUCCGGUCAGCGCGAGUCGGGUGAGAAAUCCGGAAAACCGGCCACCGGCAUGCCACCAGCACCCAAAAAGGAUACUGACCAGGGGAAGGAAGAGGAGGAUGAGGAGGAGGUUGAGGAGGAAGUUGACGCUGGAGCUGAUGGGGAGAAGCAUGCACCAAAGGGAGAGGAAUAUGAUGAUGGUGGAGAAGCGGCUCGAGGAGAUGAGGAGGAAGAGGAGGAAGGGGUUGAAGUGACUGAUGAGACUGGAGCCGAGAAUAAUGAGGAGGAAGAAGAGGGAACCGAAUCCACUACCACUACACCUAAGACCACCGCUGCACCCACAGAAACUGAAGAAACGACCAUCGUCGAGUCCGAAGAUGUCGAUGGAGAGACAACCAUUGAUGAAGAGCGACAGGUUGAGAACGAGUUCAUGGAGCCAGCCACCGAAGCCGCUCCCCGAAAGCAUUCAAAUGACCGCACUAAGAUCCUGAAGUUCAACAAGCCAGCUCGUGAGUUUGGAAGUAAGACCGUUCAAGCCUACAAGGAGGAUAGGAAGACCAAGAAGAAGGCCGAGCAGCAACAGAAGAUGAUGGAGGAGGUCGAUACCGAGGAUGAGGAGGAGGAAGAGGCGGAGGAGGAGGAAGAGCCCGUGAAUGUUAGGGCUUCCGCUCAGGCUGGGGAAUUCCUGCCCAAGCCCACCGAGACCACCGUCAACCCAGCUCUUCUAUUUUCUGAAUGGUCUGACUGGACCCCAUGCACCAAGAGCGGUGAGAGGAGAGUCCGCAGGAGAAAGUGCCUCGAUCUUCGCAGAUGCCUUGGAGCUCUGAUGCAAGUCGAGAACUGCCCUGCUGUUACCACUGUCGCCCCAGUCCCUGAUGAUUACGAUCAACCGCCACUUGAGUCUGUUCGAUCGAUUGUUCCUGAGCCUAAGGAUUCCGAUUACUUUGCUGAUCAGGGAGCACGACCGGUCCCCCUCCCUCCCGCUCCAGUUGAGAAGAGCGGUGUCUGGAGCAACUGGCUAGGCGUCUGCCAACAGUUCGCUUCCGGGCAACCUUGCAACAACGGCGAAAUGAUCGGUUUCGAAUCCCGGGAAUGCUUGGCCAAAGACCCAGAUCAGUGCACUGGACCCUUCUUCCGGUACUGCACCCUCCACUGC